Molecule: messenger RNA, 441 nt
Organism: Selaginella moellendorffii
Lineage: Eukaryota; Viridiplantae; Streptophyta; Lycopodiopsida; Selaginellales; Selaginellaceae
Exons: 2
Coding region: 18-383 (121 amino acids)
Source: RefSeq, a predicted model, not a curated record
UUGCGUGAUUACGUGGAAUGUCACGGUCGAGCCUCGAUCUCUUUUUGACGAGUGCACGUCUAAAGAGGCAAACGUGGCGACGACUAAGGGCAUAUCCGCUUGGAAUAUGCCUAGGGUUUAUAGGGGGAUUUAUCGGUUUUGAAUUUCAGAGGGAGAGAAAGAAGAGAGGAGAGCGAUUGUUAGGUCGUGGCGAAGGCGCUGUGAAGCUGCUCGCGCGCGACGAGGAGGACGACGACGGAGUAGUUUACCCUAAUAUCUUGGAGAAUGAGGGGCGCUGGAUCCGUGAGAGCGCCAUGGCUAUGGUCGUCGCCGCGCGACGGAUCAACAAAGGCUGCCGCCAACGCGCUCUGAGCGGCCCGUGCCCCUUUCCUCUCUCCUUUUAAGGCUUUUCGUUGACAGUAAAGAGGAGGAAGUUUUGCUUGUAGGAGGCCGAGUUAUGGG